CUCCCAGAAAUCCCGGACACGGCGAGGGGCGGGUGCCAACGGCGUGUGGGCGGAGCCUAGGGAGUGAGCUGUGCACGUCUCCAGCGGAAGCGGCAGUUAUGGAGCCACUGGAGGAGAGAGAAACGCAGGUUGCUGCGUGGUUAAAAAAAAUAUUUGGAGAUCAUCCCAUUCCACAGUAUGAGGUGAACCCACGGACCACAGAGAUUUUAUAUCACCUCUCAGAACGCAACAGGGUCCGGGACAGGGAUGUCUGCCUGGUAAUAGAGGACUUGAAGCAGAAAGCAAGUGAAUACGAAUCAGAAGCCAAGUAUCUUCAAGACCUUCUCAUGGAGAGUGUGAAUUUUUCCCCUGCCAACCUCUCUAGCACUGGUUCCAGGUAUCUGAAUGCUUUGGUUGACAGUUCGGUGGCCCUUGAAACAAAGGAUACUUCACUAGCUAGUUUUAUCCCUGCAGUGAAUGAUUUGACCUCUAAUCUCUUUCGUACCAAAUCAAAAAGUGAAGAAAUCAAGAUUGAACUGGAAAAACUUGAAAAACAUCUAACUGCAACGUUAGUAUUAGAAAAAUGUCUACAAGAGGAUGUCAAGAAAGCAGAGUUGCAUCUGUCUGUAGAAAGGGCCAAAGUUGAUAAUCGUCGUCAGAACGUGGACUUUCUAAAAGCAAAGUCAGAGGAAUUCAGAUUUGGAAUCAAGGCUGCAGAGGAGCAACUUUCAGCCAGAGGCAUGGAUGCUUCUCUGUCUCAUCAGUCCCUAGUAGCACUAUCGGAGAAACUGGCAAGAUUAAAGCAACAGACUAUACCUUUGAAGAAAAAAUUGGAAUCCUAUUUAGACUUAAUGCCGAAUCCAUCUCUUGCUCAAGUGAAAAUUGAAGAAGCAAAGCGUGAAUUAGAUAGCAUUGAAGCUGAACUUACAAGAAGAGUAGACAUGAUGGAACUGUGACAAGAGCCAAAUAAACAUCCUUUUCCCUAGCAAAGUAAAUCAAAUAGGACUUUACAGAGUUCUUUUUCCUCUUGGCAUUUCUUAAUAACAAAAUUUUGUGUAUUCUUAGAUUACAGAAUGUCAUAUUUGAUAGAAUAUGGUUUCUUACUGUGUAUUGCAUUUUUGUGCCCAAAUACAUAGUUUUCAUAUUAAAAAGCCUUUUCUCUUA
This is a messenger RNA of Piliocolobus tephrosceles (Ugandan red Colobus), 1143 nucleotides long. RefSeq names its product HAUS augmin like complex subunit 1 (gene HAUS1). Bases 99 to 935 code for a protein of 278 amino acids. The transcript has 9 exons. NCBI's taxonomy places the organism in Eukaryota, Metazoa, Chordata, Mammalia, Primates, Cercopithecidae. Gene Ontology annotation, cellular component: cytosol; HAUS complex. Gene Ontology annotation, biological process: spindle assembly; centrosome cycle. The record is from RefSeq and is a predicted model, not a curated record.